CUUUGUUCGAAUCUCCCACUAGGAUUUAAAACUUACAUCUAGAAACUAAUGUAGUAUGAGAAAAAUAUCCAGAAGAUUGAUGACAUGAAAUAGGUCAUCACAUGAAAUUAUACGGGCAGUUCCAAGCUCAGCGACAACCCCGCCGAAAUAGGCCUGGAUGCUGAGCUAAUCACGCCCCGCGGUGGCUCAAUUGACCCCAGCGAUUUGCCAAUAUCUGCCGCCAGAGUCAUCUUUGCUUCAAGGCCAGACAAGGAAAAUCUUCGUUUCUACAACACCAUCGCAUUCGGCCCCAAAACAGAGCGAGCAUCAGACAUUAGCCAUGGCCACCACAUUGACGCAUCAGCCCGCCUCGGCUGGCCCCGUGGCGACCGCUCCCUUCUCCACGGCCUGGUCUUCAAGAUAUCGAGGCGCCACAGUCGAAGAUCUUGACCCUCCUGCCGCCCUCUCUCUCAAUCCAUCUGACGCAAUCUCCCUCGCCAUGAUGUCAGCCUUUGAGCGCGAAUACACACACCUCACCAUCGUCGACUCGGAAACCCGUGCCCUGCUCGGCUACAUCUCCAUCCCCCACCUGCAGUCCCUCCUGGAGGCCGGCCGCGUCCAGCCCAGCGACCCCCUCUCCGCCGCCAUGACACGGUUCCAGCGCAAAGGCCGCACGUAUCGGGUCAUCACCAUGCAGACCCCGCUGGAGGAGCUCGAAGCCUUUUUCCGCGGCGACAAGAACGACGGGACAUGGAAGGAAGAGUUUGCUGUCAUCACGGAUGAGAACCGGAGAUUUGUGCUGGGUGUGGCGACGGUGCAGGACUUGGAAGAGUUUGUCAAGAGGCGGCCUGCUUAAGUGAGUUGCUGAGGGAUAUGGAGGGGGCAGCGGGUUGAAUUCGAAACAGGGCAGACCCGUAUCUUUACGACGGGUAAGUGGGUGGGAAGUAUGUGCGCUUUUUGAAGCCCUAGACGGCGUUUGGAAGACAUUUGGCCAUAUUCAACAUGCGUUGGAACUUCUAUUGGGCUUGUUUGCUUGCACUUGAUGAGGGGAGCUGGGAAGUCAUUUGUGCAAAGCGUGGUGAAAAGGACUGUUUUGCUCAUGAAGAAGACAGGCUGCAGUGCACGCAGAUAUAACUACUCAUGAUGCUGGGUUCAACACUAUAUCAGAAUAAAUCACGUCUUAAAAAUAUCUUCCUCGAAAGGAUGCCUCUUGGUAAAAGUUAUGUGCUCAUUGAAGGGGCAGCUAUUCAGAUCGUCAAAUUGAAUACCAGGCAUCCGAUGUUUAAGUUACAUAGCACACAAUAUACGGUUACCUAAUACUAACCAGUAUAUGUAUUAAUAUCACGAAGAUGGCG
This is a messenger RNA of Trichoderma harzianum CBS 226.95, 1334 nucleotides long. RefSeq lists its product as hypothetical. The record is from RefSeq and is a predicted model, not a curated record. The transcript has 2 exons. Bases 320 to 835 code for a protein of 171 amino acids. Lineage: Eukaryota; Fungi; Ascomycota; Sordariomycetes; Hypocreales; Hypocreaceae.